AUGGCAACUCCAAAGCUGGGAUGGAUUGGGCUUGGGUCAAUGGGACUGCCCAUGGCAACCAACCUCCAAAGACAUCUAUCUAAAAUUGGUGGUCGGGAUCUCCAGUUCUACAAUCGCACAAUGUCUCGCGGAGAGCCACUCCAGGGCCUUGGCGGUGUACCUGCCACAUCGAUUAAAAGCAUGGUAGCAAACACUGACAUCAUCUUCAUGUCUUUGAGUGACGACUCAGCCUUGAAAUCGACAUUGGAUGCUGUCGUUGAAGCUGGAGAUGCCCUCUCAGGAAAGCUUGUCGUUGAUACUUCCACAGUCCACCCCGACUCCUCUGCCGAUGCUCAGGCCCGACUUGCGGAGAAGGGCGCAAAGUUCAUCGCUUCUCCUGUCUUUGGUGCGAGUCCUGUCGCAGCCGAGGGAAAGCUACUGUGGAUUGUAGCCGGUCCUGAUGAUUCUGUCGAGGCAAUCAGCCCAUUUCUAGUUGGUGUUAUGGGUAGGGGAGUCAUCCGAGUUGGUGAAGAUGUUCGCCAGUCUAGUAUGAUGAAAACAGCAGGAAACUUUAUCACUGCUGGAAUGAUGGAACUGGUUGCCGAGGCGCAUGUCCUAGCAGAAAAGACAGGCCUUGGUAGCCAAAACCUGGAGGCUCUCAUCGAGCAGCAAUACGGCCCUCUAGCUCUUUCCAUGUCCAAGAGGCUGACAACCGGAGCAUACAUGCCUGCACAGGGUGAAAGACCAUGGUCCGAUUUAAACCUAGCACUGAAGGAUGUCGGUCACGGAAUCACGUGCGCUGAUCAAGCAGGACUGAAGCUUGAAGUUGCCGAAGUGGCGUUAAAGCAUCUCAAAGAGGCCAGCGAGUUUUCUGAGGCAGAGGGAAGGCCUCUAGACUCGUCGUCUAUGUACGGCGUGUUGAGGACUCAAGCAGGGCUGUCUUUUGAGACAGACUUUGUGAAGGAAAGAGAUGAGAAGAAGGACUGA
Molecule: messenger RNA, 966 nt
Organism: Ilyonectria robusta
Lineage: Eukaryota; Fungi; Ascomycota; Sordariomycetes; Hypocreales; Nectriaceae
Product: NAD binding domain of 6-phosphogluconate dehydrogenase-domain-containing protein
Exons: 3
Coding region: 1-966 (321 amino acids)
Molecular function (GO): oxidoreductase activity, acting on the CH-OH group of donors, NAD or NADP as acceptor; NADP binding; NAD binding
Source: RefSeq, a predicted model, not a curated record